GAACUACAAUCUACACAUCCUGGCUUCAGGAGACGUUCACAGACCUCAGUUGCACAGCAAGACGAAGAAACAGAAGAGGAGCAAUUCUGCUGUAUUAUACCGAAAAGUUACAAACAAGAGGACUAUAUAAUUAUGUUGGUACAGUCCAACCAGUUUAGAACGCAGCCUGUUUUCCGUCGGUGAGGAGGAGGAGGAGGAGGAGGAGGCGGCUCGGACGGCUGGUCGGGGAUGAGACGUGUGCUCAGCUCGGUCCCUAAAGUGUGGCCGCCGGCGCAGCCGCUUCAGUUAAAACACUCCUCUCUUCUGCUGUGCACCUCGUCUCCGCAGGCGGACGCCACUUGCAAUGGGACGCACACUAAGAAGGCGCCGCCGUCAGACGCUCAGCUGUUCGAGGCCCAGUUCCAGGAGCUGACGACGGAGCUCACGGAGAGGGACCUCGCGGAUCCUGCGCUGGCCGACUCUCUGAGCAGGUUGAGAGAUAUUUUGGUGUACAAUGCUCCUGGUGGCAAGAGGAACCGAGGCAUGUCUGUGAUCGGCUCACUGAGGGAGCUCCUCCCGUCCUCCCAGCUCACACAGGACACUGUGCAGGAGGCUCUGAUUGUUGGCUGGUGCAUUGAGCUGCUUCAGGCCUUUUUCCUCAUGUCAGAUGAUAUCAUGGAUGGAUCUGUGACACGAAGAGGACAGCCCUGCUGGUACAAGAAGGACGGAAUAGGUCUGGACGCCAUCAAUGAUGCGUUUCUCAUGGAAGGAUCAAUCUACAGGUUACUUCGCAGACAUUGCAGGGAUCAGCCGUACUACGUCCACCUACUGGAGCUUUUUACUGAGACAUCUUUCCAGACAGAGCUUGGCCAGGCUCUGGACCUAAUGACGGCCCCCCCAGGUCAGAUUGACCUCAACAGAUUCACCAUGGAGAGGUAUAAAGCUAUUGUAAAAUACAAGACUGCCUUCUACUCUUUCUACCUCCCAGUGGCAGCUGCAAUGUACAUGGCUGGAAUCAAAAGUGAGGAGGAACACAAUAAUGCCAAACACAUCUUACUUGAGAUGGGAGAGUUUUUCCAAAUACAGGACGACUACCUGGACUGUUAUGGUGACCCUGCUGUGACAGGGAAGAUUGGCACAGACAUCCAGGACAACAAAUGCAGCUGGCUGGUGGUGACAGCACUGGAAGUCAUGACCCCUAAGCAGAGAGCAGAGCUGGAGGCAUGCUACGCGCGCCACGAUGAAGCCAGUGUAGAAAAGGUCAAAGCACUGUACAACACCCUUCAAAUGCAAACACUGUACCACAAAUAUGAAGAUGAGAGCUACAGGCGGCUACAGAAACUCAUCGCUUGUCACGCUCAAAACCUUCCUCACUCAGUCUUCCUCAACUUUGCCAAGAAAAUCUACAAGAGGGACAAGUGAGAGGUGAUGAUCUUUGGAGGUGUCAGGUGCAACGCUUCUGACUUUUAUCAUGACGCACAAAUGAGCUCCUCUCCCUUGAAAGAGCGUUUGACUGGGACAGGGCUCUGAAUCCCAACAGCAUGACCCAAACAGGAACGAGAUGCUUUGAAAUCCUGGAGGGGCUUUCUGAAGUCUUCAGUCAAUUGUACUGUAGAUACACUAUUUGGAUGCUGAUGUCAUCAAACAGCCAGUCUCUUCCGUUCGAUUUAUUGAACGCAAUGAAUAAUGUACAGUGUAACCAAUCAUUAAUAUAGGAAUGAUUUAGGAUGGAUUGAUGUAGCUCUCAUAUUCACCUGCCUCAAGGAAUGCAUGGCAGGAUGAAGAUACAAACUAAAUGAUAGAGUGAAAAUAGUUAAGGUUUUGAAAGAAUGGGUUUGUUAAUUGAUAAUAUACAAAGGGACAGUACUCGUAUGAAAGAAGAUGUAUCCUGACUACUGAGCACAGAGGGUCAAGCCUGAUUAGUUGUGUUAAUUCCAAAUAUUUUUAUAUUGUUCCUGGAGUUAAAUAAAUAAUUUAUGUUCAGAA
This is a messenger RNA of Scophthalmus maximus (turbot), 1965 nucleotides long. RefSeq names its product farnesyl diphosphate synthase (farnesyl pyrophosphate synthetase, dimethylallyltranstransferase, geranyltranstransferase) (gene fdps). Bases 229 to 1401 code for a protein of 390 amino acids. The transcript has 10 exons. Gene Ontology annotation, cellular component: cytoplasm. Gene Ontology annotation, molecular function: dimethylallyltranstransferase activity; (2E,6E)-farnesyl diphosphate synthase activity. The record is from RefSeq and is a predicted model, not a curated record. NCBI's taxonomy places the organism in Eukaryota, Metazoa, Chordata, Actinopteri, Pleuronectiformes, Scophthalmidae. Gene Ontology annotation, biological process: trans, trans-farnesyl diphosphate biosynthetic process.